Molecule: messenger RNA, 5464 nt
Organism: Trichosurus vulpecula (common brushtail)
Lineage: Eukaryota; Metazoa; Chordata; Mammalia; Diprotodontia; Phalangeridae
Gene: FAM20B
Product: FAM20B glycosaminoglycan xylosylkinase
Exons: 8
Coding region: 233-1462 (409 amino acids)
Biological process (GO): protein phosphorylation
Cellular component (GO): Golgi apparatus
Molecular function (GO): phosphotransferase activity, alcohol group as acceptor
Source: RefSeq, a predicted model, not a curated record
CACGGGCGGCUGGCGAGCGCGGGCGGGCCCUCCCCGAGGAGGCGAGGCCGCGCCGCGCGGGCGGCCAUGGAGCGCGACUAGGGCCGGCGGGGCAGGCAGGAAUCCUAGGAGAUGCUUCAGUGAUGGGAUGGACUAGUUCAAAUGUUAAUCAUGAACUCCUCACAUUAGCUGCCACUUGCUCACCCUGACCAAAGAGAGAGCCAGGGCUGAGGGAGAAGGGAAGGCGGCCGCCAUGAAGCUGAAACAGCGGGCUGUCCUACUGGUCAUCCUCAUCAUCAUCUUUAUCUUUACAAAAGUUUUCCUUAUAGACAACUUGGACACUUCAGCUGCCAAUCGUGAGGACCAGCGGGCCUUUCACCGAAUGAUGGCCAGCCUGCGGGUGGAGCUGGAUCCCCGCCUGGAGCAUACAUUGCAGUCUCCUUGGGAGAUUGCUGCUCAGUGGGUAGUUCCCCGGGAAGUGUACCCAGAAGAGACCCCAGAGCUGGGGGCCAUCAUGCAUGCCAUGGCCACCAAGAAGAUCAUUAAGGCUGAUGUGGGUUACAAGGGGACUCAGCUUAAAGCCUUAUUGAUACUUGAAGGGGGGCAAAAAGUUGUCUUCAAACCUAAGCGGUAUAGCCGAGACUAUGUGGUCGAAGGUGAGCCAUAUGCUGGUUAUGACAGGCACAAUGCAGAAGUUGCAGCCUUUCACUUGGACAGAAUCUUAGGUUUCCGCCGAGCCCCCUUAGUGGUUGGGAGAUUUGUGAAUCUUCGAACUGAGAUCAAGCCUAUUGCUACAGAGCAGCUACUGAGCACGUUCCUAACUCUUGGUAACAACACUUGCUUUUACGGGAAGUGUUAUUAUUGCCGAGAAACAGAGCCCGCCUGUGCGGAUGGAGACCUAAUGGAGGGCUCUGUUACCCUGUGGCUUCCAGAUGUCUGGCCUCUGCAGAAGCACCGACACCCAUGGGGCAGGACUUACAGGGAGGGGAAGCUUGCCAGGUGGGAGUACGAUGAUAGCUACUGUGAUGCUGUGAAGAAGACAUCUCCCUAUGACUCUGGUCCCCGGCUCCUGGAUAUUGUGGACACUGCUGUCUUUGAUUAUCUGAUCGGCAACGCUGACCGUCAUCAUUACGAGAGCUUUCAGGAUGAUGAGGGCGCUAGCAUGCUUAUUCUCUUGGAUAAUGCCAAAAGCUUUGGAAACCCUACGCUGGAUGAGAGAAGCAUCCUCGCCCCUCUCUACCAGUGUUGCAUAAUUCGAGUCUCCACCUGGAACAGGCUAAACUACCUAAAGAAUGGUGUGCUGAAGUCUGCCUUAAAAUCGGCUAUGGCUCACGACCCCAUCUCCCCUGUGCUCUCGGACUCCCACCUGGACGCUAUGGACCAGCGGCUCCUCAGUAUCCUGGCCACCGUAAAGCAGUGCACCGACCAGUUUGGGACAGAUACUGUGCUGGUGGAGGACAGGAUGACUCUCUCCCACUUGUAACUUUGGUGGAAAACAAUACAAACUUCUUUUUACAAAUGAUAGAGAAACAGCACAAUUGAUUCCAAAUGGAUUCAUGGGAAAAGACUGAAAACAGCAAGCAGAGCUCUCUGGUUGUAGGGAAUGGGCUGCCUUUGGGUAUCUGGUAUUUUUCCCUAUGAGAAGCUAAAGCACUGACCAAAAGCUUUAGACCAUUGAGAGUCCCUGCACAGCUUCCUGCCAUCUUUGGCACUGUUCUUUUUUGAUGUGCCCAUUUCUAGUCAUGGGCAUCACACUGGGAAAAGCUUGAUGUCCAGUUGCAGAGGAUUAUUGAAGCAUGGAAUUUGAAUGUGAAUACCAGAAUGGCUCUGGAGUGUGUGCGUGCGUGUGCGUGUGUUUCAGUUGAACCUUAUGGUCCUUCUUCCAUCCUUUGCCCUCUGUGCCCGCUCUACCCCCUACUUAUCAUCUAAAGAGACUUAAACCAAUUUCAGGUGCAGUUUAUGCAGCUUCGUUCUCAUUGGAGAAGGUACUUUCCACCUCUUGAAGAGGUGGUAGUGGUGGUAAGUAAAACCAUCACUAAGCAAAAAUAGCAUAUACCUUCGGAGGAUUUAUCUCUGGAGGGUCUCACUCUGCCCUUUAAAAAACAGGAGCAGCAGCAAACCCUGUGGAGUUGCAAGGAAGGGCUAGAGUGAAUCUGCCCUCAGAGUAGAAGCAGGAAGUGUGCCCUCCUUUAUAGGCAGGUUAGGUUCCUAUGUAUUCAUGAUUCCUGGGAGAAACAUUCCAUUGAAUAUUGCAAGAAGUGUAAAAGUAUCUAACCCCAGGAUAAAAUUGGUCUCUGAAGCAAACCUUCUUGGACUUUCUAAUGCAUCCUGAGCAUAGACUUAACUUUGCUCCAAGCAGGCAAAUGUCUUCCUGGUGAGCAGGGCUGAGUACACAAAAGCCCUGGAGAGAAAAGAGUAGGGUGGGCUGGGGCCCUUGUGUCAUGUUGUCUCUGAAUCUGAAAGAGAACAGUCAUGUUGUGUUGUAGGAGGGGGACUGCCAUUGAGGAAUGGCUUGGAUCAGAGGUCCUCAGAAAGUCUGGGAUUCCUCCGCCUUCUCCUGGGCUCCUCUUUACCUCUGCCUUUAAGGCUUUGCACCACGAAGGAUCCAGAAUUAUUUAGGCUUCUGGGUGCUUCAGGGGAGAGCACUCCAGAGGCUGCCUCGUUGGUGAGAAAAAACUAGCUCUCUUCUAGAAAUGGUGGUGAUUACUUUUCUGACAACUGGACUUUGCAGAUGAUUUGUGAUUGGGGCCCAUAUAAGAGACUAGGAAGAAUUUGCGAUGGCUUUCUGAGCCUUUAAAUUGGAUUUAGUAUUGCCACAUGUAGCUUUUAAGCCUUGCUCAUUUCAUAUUUCCACCUCACCCUUUCUUCUCUUCUUAUGUCCUGAACCUACAUUGUAAUAUUCUGGCUAUGUUUCCAUAGCUCCAGAUUCUGUGGCACUUAAGAUUGUUGUAACCAAGGUCUGUGUUUGCAUUCUGAAAAAAAUGCCCUGGAUGUGUGCGGUAAGCAGGUCUGAUGGACUCUCACCCCACAAAUAAGCUUGGUGCCAACUUGUCUGGGUAUGUGUGUGUAUCACUCAUAUUUCAUCUGCUUCUAGUCCUUAUUCCUUUUCUAGGUUUAUACUUCCCUUGUUUAGAGACUACUAUUUAUAUGAUAUAAUUGAACAUGUUUGAUCCCAGCCAUUGGGAGUCAGGUUAAAGCAGUCAGAGUCUUGAAACCGAUUUAGGAGAUCUGAGGCCCAGUUUUCUGGAUUUGAGAAAUAAUAUUGAGUAACCCUUUGGUAAUAUCAUGGGCACGAGGCAUUUUUUUUAAUAGCUUGUACGCAUCAUCUGAGACCAGGAUGAGAAUGGGCUGUUAAGAAAAAGGGAUCUUGACAUGCGAAGAGAAGGAAAAUGCUUGCACAAAAUGCUAUCAUUGUGUCAAAGGGAGAAGACGCCUAUUCCAGUUUCAAGAUUGUUUACUCUGUGUAUCCAGGAACAUUCUCACUUAGGCUGAGAGUCACUUGGAUAGCACCUAUCCUAAAAUCUCUGGGAGAUAGCUGCAGAGAUAUAGUUGAAUCUCAAGACUAUUAGCUUUGCUCUCUGUGACAAAUGCUACUUUCAUGCUAUACAGACACAAAUGAAUAAAAGAAGAUUAUGUGGUCACAUCCUUCCAGAAAUCCCUCUUGCGUUUAUGAGGUCAAACUGAAAAGAGUGAAAACUUCUGAAAACUUGGGAAUUUCAUUCUGGUGGUUGAAAGUAAAUUAUUCUGUUAAAGGAAGAAGAUAGAAAAUAGAAGUGGCUUGGUUAAAAUGGGCCUUUUUUUUUCUUCAAACAUCAAUUCGUUUCCUCAUUACAACAAAUUUAUUGUUUCAUUUUCUGUUUCUCACCAAGCACAAAUCCAUGGACCUUGAGACUCAGAACCAGAAUAGUCGUUGAAGUUAGAGCUUUAUUGCUAGAAUUAGGUUUAUCUACCAUUGGUGUGCAGAAUAUGGCCUCUGUUAGGAUUGAAUGGAAUUGGGGAAGGGUUUAGAAGAUUCUAAAUGAGAAUCUUCUAAAUAAGGCAGUGAUUCUAAAUGUCACACACGCCAAAUUCACCUUAAAGUAUGAGAUACCUACUUAAUAGUAAUAUUAAAAUGCCUUUGGGCUCUGGACUGUUUCAUUAGGAUUCUGAGCUCCUUAUAAUCAGGGUGUAUUUAAUUCAGCCAUCAGAUGGUCCUUAGUGUCAGGGUUGCUGAUGGCAGCCCAAGCGUGCAUUUGAAAUAAGAAUCCAAAGCUAAGUGGACCUUGAAGUAUUUAGAGUAGACCCAUUCUAUUUUGACCACACAAAGUAAGGUCUUAGGUUUAAAAGAUUGUUUCCUGAUUCUUGCUUGUCGAAACCUCAAAUUUUAAGUUUAGGGAAGUGUGUUUGCAGGUUUUAUUCUAAACCUGCUUGUUAAUAUGAAGUGUUGCUUACAUUGUGAGGAGAAAAAAGUAAAUAAGUUGCCACCCAAAGGAGAUUAUGGGAUAGGAUUUUAUUUGCUCACAGAUUGUUUCCUCCCAGUGAGUCAUUCUCCUGUCUUCACACUUGAAGUUAACAUGUUGCAUGUCAAGAAUUGAAAAUGAAGAAGGGAAUGGAAGAACUGGGGACUGGACUGCUGAUUAUCUGGAGGCCAAUGCACAGUACAUUCCCCCUCCGUUUUUCCCCAUCUCCCAUAUUCUCCCAUAUACCACCAUGCUUUUGUCCACUAGUGCUUUAGAAACACUACUGAGUUACAGUACCCAAAUAAGAGAGCAUCUCCUGUGAUUUUAAGGUUUCGGAAAGUUGAUUAUGUUGGAGACGGGGACCUGGGUUAGAAAUUCAGAGGAUCAAGCUACUGGGUGACCUUUGGGAAGUCACCUUUACUUCUGUGGUAUGGAUAUAAGUUUCCUCAUAUGUAAAAUGAGAGGAUUGACUCAGGUCCCUAAAUUCCAAUUUUAAGUUUCAGAGUAUAGGCACCAGAAAAUCCCUGCAUGUCCCAGGCAUAGUCAUAGUCAACAGAACACACUUAACUUUGGCAUGGUCCAUGUUCCUGGAAGAACUGAAACUGAAGCGGGUAAAAGAUCCUUUCCAAGUCCCUGCGAAUAAGAACUAGGGGUAUGGAUACCUGACUUUUCUCUCCGAUCCUGACAGAGAACAGGGGUUAGGAGGGAAAGGAAAGAGGGCCUGCCAGUCAACUCUGCCAGAGACUGAGUGAACUGAGGCAUCAUUCAUUCAAACAAAUAGGGGUAAGGUGGAGUGGAGUGGGGUAGAGGAUAAUUUAUUGAGAAGGUAACUUUUUCACGAAUGGCAGCUUGAAAGAGAGGGCAAGAAGUCUGCUUUGAGCUCCCUGGAAGCUGUAGCUGCACAACUAAUGGUCAUUCUUGGUUUAAAAAAAAAAGAGAGAGAUGCGUGAUAGAUCCAGAAAAAUGAACCUCUCAAUUUCUACAUGUGUUCUGUUGGUUCAAGUUCUGAAUCAAGAAACGUGAAGUGAAUAAAGAUUUUAAUAAAU